AUGGCGCCUCCACAACAGCAAUUCCUAUAUAUCUAUUCCGGGAAACUGUUUGAUCCCAUCAGCCGCACCAUCCAACCCAAGAGGCUGAUCAAAGUCAAUGUAUGCACGGGAAGGAUCCAGGAAGUCACAUCGUUCACCGAAAUCGAGGUAGCCAAGAGUGGUGUUCGGGUAUUGGAUUGUAGGGAACUCACCAUCGUCCCCGGGUUCGUCGAUGUUCACGUACAUUUCUUCCUACACCCGUAUUGUGAGACGUCCUGGGAAGACCAGCUAACGAAGGAAUCGCUCGUCGAGCGGACGAUCCGUGCGGCUAACCACGCGAAGAGCACGCUGAUGGCUGGGUUCACCACCGUCCGUGAUCUGGGGACAGAGGGCGCUGGGGACGCCGAUAUCGCGUUACGCAAGUGCAUAAAGCAGGGGCUUAUCCCCGGACCUCGGUACUACUGCGCCAAUAGAGCAAUCGUGUCUACUGGGAGCUACGGCCCCAAAAGCUCCGUACACAUAAACAAAGAAGGCAUUGACGGCGUUACGGGAGGAGAGGCUGCUGAUGGGGUUGACGAAUGUACGAAGGUGACUCGUAGGCAAAUUGGUGCUGGAGCGGAUUGGAUAAAGAUAUACGCUAAUUAUCGUGUCCUAUCUCGCUUGUCGGCGUCAUCGUCGACCUCUCUCGCAAAGCUCUCCGUCCCGACGUUCUCGACAUCUGAAAUGGAAGCAAUCAUCUCUACAGCCCACGGCGUCGUUUCGCCGAUCAGCAAUAAACCUGCCAUCCGCGUCGCAGCCCACGCCACGAAUUACGCGACCGUCAAGACUCUCCUCGAAUUAGGAGUCGACUCCAUCGAACACGGGACGGAUAUGUUCGACUUUCCUCAACGACUACCACCAGCGCCCCAAACGAGCGGUGAAACCAAAGUCGAAACCAUCGCCCAUCUCUUCCAGGAAAGCGGGGCCACGUGGGUUCCAACUCUAGCAGCCUACUACACCCUGGCUGGAGGUCAUAGUAGCCGAGCCGGCGAGCUCGACGCGUGGGCGCGAGGAGAGCGGACGUUCCGCGCAGCGUUGCCCUACAUCUCAAGCGAUCGGUCGGCUUGUACGCCUCGUAUCCGGGUAGCAGUUGGCGGAGACACCGGCGUAUUUGCGCACGGUAACAAUGCGUUGGAGAUGCAGCUUAUGGUCCAGCUCGGGGCGCGUUGGCGCGACGUCCUUAGCUGGGCGACUGUUGGCGGGUGGGGGUGCAUCACGGGCCGCGAUCCUGAGAAGGUGGAAGAAGAUGAACCUGGCUUGUUUCAGGAUGCGGACGAGGGGGAUGACCCUCCGUUUGGUGCGUUGCGCCCUGGGUGGGCCGCUGAUAUUGUUGGGUUGGCGGGGGACUUAGAGGCGGCCGAGGACCCGAUAGCCGAAUUCGUACGAAUGACCCAUGAGGAGACGGGUAUCAGGGUUGUCGUGAAAGCCGGUACGGUGCACAGAUGGGAAGGAGCAGAACCGAUUACAGUUCAGUAG
Messenger RNA from Pleurotus ostreatus (oyster mushroom), 1494 nucleotides. RefSeq lists its product as uncharacterized. Gene Ontology annotation, molecular function: hydrolase activity, acting on carbon-nitrogen (but not peptide) bonds. The record is from RefSeq and is a predicted model, not a curated record. The coding region runs from base 1 to 1494 and encodes 497 amino acids. The transcript is spliced from 6 exons. NCBI's taxonomy places the organism in Eukaryota, Fungi, Basidiomycota, Agaricomycetes, Agaricales, Pleurotaceae.